CGAUUUUUUUUUCUCUACAGAAAUACAUACUUAUCUAGAAAAAAAUAAAUUUCAUAAACCGAAAGGCAUACCGAUGCAACAGUUUAUGUUGUAAAAGCAGACCAUAAAAUUUGUACCAUUACGUAAUGAGAUGAGUUGUUCACACCUACAAAAAUGAGGAAAUUAUGACAAGUUCAUUACUGGAUCAGCAUAUAAAACUUGAACUUGAACUUGAAAGUACAAGUGAAUGUAAACGUGACAACAACAACUACCAAAAUGUUGCAAACUAGUUGGUCAAAAUGACAGAUAUAUGAGAUAACAAUGAUAUAUGUGAGAUUGUAUUCUAUUUGGAAUUGGAAGGAGAAUAAUGGAGUCCCCGCUUGUUAAUUAUUUUAACUUAUAGUCUUAUAGAGCUUGGACUAGACGGCAAGCAAGAAAGUCAACACAUUUCUUCAACCCCAAGAAAACAAACAGAGAAAGUCAAACAAGUUAAAAGAGUAUAGAUCUUUAUAUUCUCGUAUCUAAUUGCAUUACUAUUCCCAAGUACAAGAAGAAGAUGUCCGGCUGGUCGGAGUUGCCACCGGAGAUCAUCCACAUGAUCUCUCUGCGUAUUGACAACCCUUUCGAUCUGAUCCAUUUUCGAUCGGUAUGUUCAUGGUGGCGAUCAUGUAGUCUUCAAACAUUCCGACCAAUUCCAUCACUUAGAUGUCCUCUUCCCCCAGAUGCUGGUGGUUGCGGAGAUGAUUGCCAUAUCUUGAGGAGCCGUGUUUAUCUUGUCACAUCUCUUUCUCACGAUCCUCCCCGAUUCUGGCUGUUUAAACUACAAGAAGAGGAGAAUGGAGCACUUGCUCUGCAAUCUUUGCUCAAUAGAAGAACCUCCUCCGAAUGGGGAGUUUCAUAUCCAAGCCUGUUAAUUGACUUGCUCAACUCUCAAGUCGUUGAGCUAGUUCAAGAACAUGUCGCUUGUUACACCUAUUGGUGCGAUCUAUUUGAUGGUCCUGCUGGUAGUUAUAAAUGUGAACAGCCUAUCGGUUUUAUGCGGUUAGACGGAGAGAACAAGGAAUUCAUGGCUUUGGGAAGGCUGUCUUUCCAAGGUCUUGGCAUGUAUAGGUCAUUUGAGGAUCGUUGGACCGAGAUCGAGACAACAUCUGGUCCUUUUCCAGAUGGGAUUACGUGGUUUAACGGACAAUUUUAUGUCAUUGAUACUGUUGGAGUCACGAAAGUGGUCAAGCCAACUCUAGAGGUGAGUUCGUUUCGUCGGUCAAGGCCUUGCAAUAAGACAAGGAAACGUUGGUUUGUCAAGGCUGAGGACAAACUCCUACUAGUAGAGAUGUGCACCCGUAACUUAGAAGAGUAUCGGAGACCACAUCUUCUAGCGGAAAAAGGAUGGUUCGAAGUAUCAGAGUUAAAUGAGGAGAGAAACGAUUGGAUUCAAAUGGAAGAUGUUGGUGGUCGAGUCUUGUUCUUGGACGACCAUUUCUCAUUGUCUUGCUUGCCUAAUCAGGUCCCUGGUUUCAAACCAAACUCUAUAAUCUUCAAAGGUGUGCUUGGAUACUAUGGACAUCAAGUGUUUGAGUUUGGUGAGCAAGGCUUUAUACUUCUUGGAGAUAUUCCUGAGUAUACUCAGCUUUUUCCAUCUCCCUCAUGGAUAGUUUCCAACGUAUGACUGAUUCAUCACAAAACAUAAUU
Brassica rapa (field mustard) is the source of this 1668-nucleotide messenger RNA. RefSeq names its product putative F-box/kelch-repeat protein At5g24040. Gene Ontology annotation, molecular function: protein binding. The record is from RefSeq and is a predicted model, not a curated record. NCBI's taxonomy places the organism in Eukaryota, Viridiplantae, Streptophyta, Magnoliopsida, Brassicales, Brassicaceae.